ACCGCAUCUAGGUGCUUCUUUGCAAAAAUGAACGUGUACACGAGCUUCAAUUAAAACAUGAAAUUCUAAAGUACUUCAUGAGUCUGCGGCAAAUAACCAAAAAUGUGUGCACGCCUCGUGGCUUGGUGCUGCCCGUGCCUAGACGUCGAAGACACCGUAGUACCACAAUCGGCACUUGAACCAUUAGUACAGGCUAGAAGCGGGCCUUCUCCCAUUGGCAGCGUCAGCGGCCCGCCCGGCGCUCUAGAACAAAAUGUAUACUGCAUGAGGCACGGCCACCGACAGGACGAAGAGGAUGAUUGCUGGCAUUUAAGUGCAGCACGACCAUGGGAUCCUCCGCUUUCGGCAAAAGGGCGGCAGCAGGCUCGUGAGGCCGCCGCUCAAUUCAAGUCUAAAAACAUCGACUACGUCCUGACGUCGCCGUUCGUGCGCUGCUUACAAACCAGCGCGGAGAUUGUGGAUGAGCUUGGGUUAGCGCAGGGCAGGUGGCUCGUCCUGUGGCCCAUGUGUGAGCUGUGUGACCCCCGGUUGCUGCUAGCGGGACGUGAGGAUCUGCGACCCGCGCUGGGCCGGAGACCCAUCCGGGACUGGAUGUGGGACGGGCAGACCUUUGAGCAAGCGCUAGGAGGGCUGCUGGCACCGGAGCUGGCGUACAGCGGGGUGCGCAUCCGGCCGGAGAUGUGGAACGACUCGGCGCCGUCCUACCCGGAGAAGAUCGAGCAUGCGCUCAAGCGCUACGAGAAGCAGAUCCGCUCGGUGUGCAAGGAGUUCGCGGGGCGCAACGUGCUGGUGGUCACACAUGGGGAGGCGCUCCGUGCGGCAGUCAACAUGUACGACAGCCGCGCUGCCGUGUACGAGGUGAAGCACACGGGGCACGUGCCGCUGUCGCGCUCCCGCAACCCCAACGGCACGUGGGGUCCCUGGAGCCUGUGCUGCACCUCGGGGCAGACCGGGGUGCUGUGGUCAUACGCCUAGGCAGCAGCAGCCGCUCGGCAGGGCAGCAGCGGCGCUAGCUGCAGGAGGAGGAGUAGGAGCAGCAGCGGCAGCAGUAGCACUGAAGCCGGAGCAGCAGCAGCAGUGGGCCGCUUUUUUGCAGUGGCGGAUGCAUGGCGGAUUGCGCGGGAGCGCUCUGGGCUCCGCUCCUAUCUGCGGGUCCGCCCUAGCUCCUAUAGCAACAUAUAGCUCUUCAGUAAUUACUUUAGGUGCACUCCUUAGAGGUCGACGUGGCCAGUAGAGCAUUGUAGUAACAGCGGUGUACAGUUUGCUGCUGGCUUACGUUGGUGAAGCCUCUUAGCUACUCGCCGGGGGCUGCAGGGGGCCGGGGGUUGCCGUGCAAUGCUACUUGCUGGCCUUGUGGCGGAGCCCUGGCGGUGGGGAGGGCUGCGCGCAGUGCGAGAGCUGGAGGGCCUUAGGCCGCGUCCCUGGGAAACGAAUGGAGGAAUCAAACGUGGCCUAGCAUGCGCGAUUGCUUGCAUGCGCCAUGCACGGGGUCUCGCGGGGCAUGGGCUUCUGAACCCCGGUAUGUUCCACAUGCAUUGCACGCAUCACCAGCCUUGGCUGUUGUCCCUGGCAUGACCCAAGGCGCACGGCGACUAGUAGCGAUGAUGGGAGUGUGUACGGCGCGGCAAUGUGAGGUCUUCGGCGGUCCCCUCUCUCAUCAUGACACAUUGCAUGCGCUCAUGGUGGCUAGUCUGUCUACUUAGUACAUUUUCGCAUCGUCCGGAAUGAACGAAGCGGUGUUGGGGCUACCGUUUGGCUGCUGAUGUUCCUCUGACGGCAAGUGCAGUGGAAGCGGGCUGCCCUUCCCUCCGCUUUUGCGAUAUGUGUCCUCUUGCAGUGGCUGCGCAUGGUCAUCCCGGGAAAAGCGGCUUUGCGUGCCAACUUGUGGUACCGGUGCUUGUCGUAUCGGCUGCUGGCAAAUCCUUUGCGCUGGCGUGGUUAUGGUCUCUGGCGUCGCCUGGUCGCUUGGGGCUGCUUGUUUUGCCCUGCAUUAGCCCGGGCUUGCAUGCCCUUUUGCGAAUGCACUUUCCUUUUGAUAUGCGGCAUGUAUCCACUUGUCUAGGCGUAGCAGUCCUCUGGAUGCUUUCUUGAUCCAUGGCGCGUGUAUGCAUGCCGUGCGCUCAGUUGGAACCCCUCCUGUCGCCCUGCUAUGUUGUGGCGUUUGGGCCUUCUAGUCGAUGCUAUGGAAGGGGAGCUGCCCUUGCAUGGGCAGCUGGGUGGGAUCGGAAAGAAACCAAUCCGGUUAGAGAACCGUUGGGGCGCUCUUGUGCUUGGGAGGAGGAGCCGUCCAACGUUGACAAUGGGCGGCAGUGGUGGGCAGUGAGGCGUGUUAGUGUUAUGGUAUAAUGCGUUAUACUCUUUAUGGUUGUGAGACGCGCGCGCGGUAAUAUAUGUGUGGUCCUUGGCGGCUGGUAAGAGGGUGUUGGCGGCGUUUCUGCAUCCUUUCCUUAUUAAGACGGCGGGUUGACCACAUUGCGGCACAGCAGCAGCUGCAACGGCGGUGUAUCGGCACGGUGUAUUUGGAUGAACGAUGAUCUAGCUGUAUAGUUACUACAAUCUGAUGCGACCGGGGGUCAGGGGUUAUUACUCUAUGUUAACGGUAUGCAACGCUGGCGCAGCAUUCCGCAUGCUGCAUGCGUCCUGGCGAGGGAUGGGAGACGUUGGCAAAGGUGCAUGACCAGCAUAACGCCUUGCCGUGAGGCAUGGCGCUCCAGGCCUUUGUCCUUACCCGCGCAUCCGUGCUUAAACCUCCGGGCUGGCGGCUGUUUGGGUGUGAUGGUGGUGGUGGCUUUGUUUGGAUUUAUGGUGCUAUUUGUUAAUGGGUUGAGGAGUGAGAGACCCAACUCUGAAGCGGGGAAUCGCCUUUUGAGUGCCAUUGGGUGGGAUUGACACUACGGUAUGCGUGCACAGACGGAAUACACUAUACGCUACAUUCGUUGUUUAUCUGUUGCACAAUCCUCCUAAUUAAGACGCAACCCCAACCCCAUGCCCAAUAAGAGACUGCAUGUGAUUGGCGCCGUAUGGUACGUGCUGUAGGGGAUUGGGGCUGGUGUGUGGCUGUGGCAGUGUUCGAAGCUAUCUGCUGCCUUCGUCUAACCCUGUGGUUUGCAUGGCCUACUCCAUUAUCCUGCAUGGCCUACCACUCCAUUAUGCCGCAUGGGUGCUUGUGGCCACACUUGAAGAACCGUGGGGCUACAGGGAGGGAGCUGCACCGGCGGCACAUUGCCUCAUGACAACCCGGCACAUACCCCGAUGGUUAGUAGCUCCGGGCCGCCUGAUGCUGCCCGGGAUUUCUCGCGAUGUACACGUUCGUGUGUGUUUCACGCGGCUCCUUGGGACGCCCCACCGUCCUACCUUCUAGGGCCGGGUGGAUUUGGAGGGGCGCAACCGCUCAAGGUACCUGAGGUCUGAGGUGCUGAGCAUGGGGUAUGGGGGAAGCUGCCAGCUGGUGGUUUCGGCGUUUUGUGGCCUUGUAUCCUCGCUUCGGUGUGUUAUCCAAGGCAUGAUGAGGUGGCAUGUGGGUGGGUUCCUAGCCAUGCUGCGCAUUGUGUUGCACAUGCUAUUUGUUGGCCGGCAGGGCUGGUGUGUCUUGCGCAGGAUUAGUAUUUGGUAUAACGCGACGCGAUAGUUCAUCCAUUUGGGAGUGAUCCUAACCUGACUGAUGUCUUUUCGUACUUCUGUAUCGUAAUUUACCCGACAAAAAAACACUAUAUACACGUGCUGCAAAACUCUAUAAUGCCGUGAAAACAUUAUAUCAAGUAAGUUCCUUUCCUGUCGAAUACCUGUGCUACAUUGACUUCGAAGUAACCACUUGGAAUUUGCUGUAAACGGUCUUCCACC
Molecule: messenger RNA, 3840 nt
Organism: Astrephomene gubernaculifera
Lineage: Eukaryota; Viridiplantae; Chlorophyta; Chlorophyceae; Chlamydomonadales; Astrephomenaceae
Source: the annotation of a GenBank genome assembly